GCCAGGCAGGAGCCGGAGAUGGCCAUAAGCAGGGCUCUUGGUGCCUGACUCUGGCCUGAUCCAGAAACCCUAUUUCCCGAGUCUUCCCAUUCGUGGCAGCCUCUGGCAGUAGGUAAGAUCAUAGACCGAGUUUGAGGAACCUCGCUCUUGGUGGCCAGAAAACGCAGAACCAGAUGCAGCUGUGGAAGAAGCCACUAGAUGAUUGAGAAAGUGACCCUGGAAACAGAGGGGGAAUUCUUAUAAAUCACAAAGGAAAAUAAAUAACUUCACCCAUGGAGGGAAAGAGACAGCUUGAGAAAAGGGACUUUGGAAAAAGGCUGUCUCUAGACAGCAGUCUUGUGGAAUACAUGGACUCCAAUAAAUACAUUGAGCAUCUGCUAACUCAACUUGAAGAGAAACACAGAAGUCUCUGGAGGGAGAAGCUGGCUGUGGCCCGACUGCAGCGAGAAGUUGCCGAAAGGAGAAGUGAGGGGGCCAUGCAUGAGAAGCUGAUACAUGAAUUGGAAGAGGAGAGACACUUACGUCUUCAGAGUGAGAAGAGGUUGCAGGAGGUAACACUGGAGUCUGAGCGCAGCCGGAUUCAGAUGCGUGGCCUGCAGCAGCAGUUCUCAAGGAUGGAAGAAACAGUACGAAAUCUAUUGCAGAGUCAAGGACCUCCGGAGCAGAAAAAAGAAGACACUGUUAAUAUAAUGGUCUAUCAGGAAACGCUGUCAGAAGAUGAGAGAAAACACAAAGAAGCUUUGGAAGAUCUUCACAUGGCAGUCGAUGAAGAUUCGAGGAGCGAAAGCAGCAGUGCAGACGAGGGCAAAGAAAAGACCAAACUGCUGUUGGAAAGACUCAAAGCUCUAGAGGCAGAGAAUUCAGCAUUGGCUUUGGAAAAUGAGAAUCAAAGGGAGCAGUACGAGCGAUGCCUCGACGAGGUAGCCAACCAAGUUGUUCAGGCUCUACUCACUCAAAAGGAUCUAAGGGAGGAAUGUGUAAAGUUGAAAACAAGAGUGUUCGAUUUGGAACAACAGAACCGAACGUUAAGUAUACUGUUCCAGCAGCGACUCAGGCCAGCCUCCGACCUGCUCCUCCAGAAACUUCACUCACGCAUCUUACAUCUUUCAUCCGGAGAUUUGCUCGCAGAGGUGGAAAGGAGCCGGAGUCUGACACAGACACGGAGUGAUGUUGAGACGCACGAAUGCCAGCUGAGCGCCAAGUCAGGAGCCCCUGCUUUGAAAGGCCCUGGCGUGGGGCUUGUCCUCCCCGGUCACCUCUGUCCCCGCAGUCGCUGCAGCAGCAGUGAGCUGUCUCUUUCCAGCACCUGCAGCGAGUACUCCAGCGGCUCCUCCUGCACAUGGCACGAUGGGAAGAACCUCAGGAAAAGGGUAAAAGAGACAACUGAAAACCUGCAAGAGGAUGAAGAAGAUACAGUUGUAGAUUCUGCAUUUCAGAACCACAUCAUAGAGUCCAACUGCCAGAUGAGGACCCUCGACAGUGGGAUCGGAACCUUCCCACUCCCAGACUCGGGGACUCGCUCAGCCGGCCGGUACAUAUGCCAGGCAGAUCCCUCCGGGGACGCGGAGCCGGACCUGUGCCUCCAGCCGGUCCUUUGCGCAGCCCCUUCCACCCGAGCCCAGACCCUCGAACGAGAAGUGCCUUCCUCCGCCGACAGCCAGGACUUUGCAGACAGCGCCAUCGCUCACUCCACGUCCGACCCCACCAUGACUGCCAGGGGGGCGCGGCCUCUGCAAAGUCGCCUCCCCAAACCAGCCUCCUCAGGAAAAAUCCAUUCCCAAAAGCAGAAUGAAGCCGAGCCACGGCCUCAGACCUGCUCGUCAGUAUGUGCUGAGAACACACUGGCCAGGGAGCUGCUUCCAGACUGGCGGGGUGAAGACCCCCCUGCGGACACCCAGGACAAGGGACCCAGAAAGUGCUCGUACUCUGCCAACGGUGGCAGUGAUAGUGACAGUGACCGGGCUGUGGAAAUAAUGGUUUGGGAGCUGGAAGGGGCAAGUUAG
Messenger RNA from Eptesicus fuscus (big brown bat), 2003 nucleotides. It is a transcript of the gene NCKAP5, whose product is annotated as NCK associated protein 5. Gene Ontology annotation, cellular component: microtubule plus-end. NCBI's taxonomy places the organism in Eukaryota, Metazoa, Chordata, Mammalia, Chiroptera, Vespertilionidae. Bases 273 to 2003 code for a protein of 576 amino acids. Gene Ontology annotation, biological process: microtubule bundle formation; microtubule depolymerization. The record is from RefSeq and is a predicted model, not a curated record. The transcript has 16 exons.